Messenger RNA from Naegleria fowleri, 3828 nucleotides. RefSeq lists its product as uncharacterized. Gene Ontology annotation, molecular function: actin filament binding. The coding region runs from base 1 to 3828 and encodes 1275 amino acids. Gene Ontology annotation, biological process: actin cytoskeleton organization. The record is from RefSeq and is a predicted model, not a curated record. The transcript has 2 exons. NCBI's taxonomy places the organism in Eukaryota, Heterolobosea, Eutetramitea, Acrasida, Naegleriidae.
AUGAGAAAACUGAGUGAAACCAAUUGGGAGGAAACUCAAACUCGUGCCUUCACAAAAUGGAUGAAUUCUCAUCUCAAAAAGAGAAACAUGAAAGUAGAGGAUCUCAUCACUGAAAUUGGAACUGGUGUUCCUCUCUUUGUGUUGUAUCAAGAGAUCAGUGGUGAGAAAUUAGGUAAAAUGUAUGAGAAUCCACAAAGUAAAUUUCACAAAAUUGCCAAUUUAAACAUGGUGAUUGAUCGGAUUAAUCAGGUGGUUGAAUCGAUGGGAAUUAAACUUCAAUUCUCUGCUGAACAGAUAUUUAAUGGAGAGAAGAGACAAGUAUUGGGUUUGAUUUGGACUUUGAUUUUGAGAUUUCAAAUUAACAAAUCUGCUUUGGAAAUUGAAACACCAAAACCAACACCUAAAGAAGUCGAACCAGUCAAAGUUGAGACCACCCAAGAACAAGCCGUUGUCACAACUGUACAAGAACCUGUCAAACAAAAUAUUCCAACGAAACAACAAAAACCUGCCAAAGCCAAUGCUGGUGACAGUGCAAAACAAGAAUUACUGAGAUGGGUUCAAGAAAAAUUAAAACCUUAUGAAAGUGAAUUUGUUGUGAAAGAUUUUACGCACAGUUGGCAAGAUGGUAAAGCUUUAAGCUCUUUAAUUAGCACUUUGAAACCAAAAGCUCUGAAAUAUAAGAAAAUAGAUUUUGUAAAUACACCACCUUUGGAAAUUAACACAAAUGCCAUUCGUAUUGCUGAAGAAGAAAUGGAUAUUCCUGAAAUUAUUGAUCCAGAAGAUAUCACUGAUACUCCUGAAGAACUUUCUCUCAUGACUUAUAUUUCCUAUUUCAGAGAUUAUGACAAUCUUCAUCCUGAAUCUGCUCAAGAAGUUGACGAAGAAGAAGAACCAGUGGUGGAGGUGGAGGAACCAACUCCAGUCGCAGUAAUUGAAGAGCCAAUCCUUGAGGAUAUUAUUCGACCUGAAAUUGAUCCUGCAAAAUGUAUUGCAGAGGGUCCUGCAUUCGAUGCUAGUCAUCCACCUACUCAGGGAUCGAGAACGUAUUUCACAAUUACCACUUUUGAUGAAGAAGGAAAUCGUUACAUUCCAAAAAGUGUUGACGAUGAUGAAAAUCAAGUCAUUGUGAAUUUAUUUAGUCCACACAUGUCUGAGGAUGAAUCCAUUCCAGAACCUGAUAUUAAAAACAAUGGAGAUGGAACUUAUGAAGUUUCAUUCAUCGUUCCUGUGGGUGUAAAAGAUAUGAAAGCUCUCAUUGUGAUCAAUGGUGGAAGUAUUCAAAAUUCACCUCAUGACAUUCCAAAUGCUACUGUUUUUGAUCCAUCCAAAUCAGUGAUUUCUGGACCUGGAGUGGAACCUUAUGAACUUUUUGUGGAAGAGCCUACUCAUUUCACUAUUCAAUGCAAAGACAGUAAUGGAAAUAAUAUUCCACAAAAAGGAUUGCAAUUUGACAUUGCCUUAAUAGAUAGCAGUACUGGAAAGAAGGCUCCCAUCGAUGUGACAGAGGUGACUGAUCAUGGUGAUGGAACUUAUACUGUUCAUUAUACACCAAAGUGUCCUGGUGGAAGUUAUGAACUUUCUGUUCAAACGACCAAUGAAGAUGGAGCAUUCGUUCCUGUUGGAAAUUCACCCUUUGAUGUCACAUUUGAACAGAAAGUGUGUCCAACCAUGUGUACUGCUCGUGGCAAUGGAAUUUUACCUUUUGGCUUGAAGACUGGAGUUUUGACCAAGUUUGAUAUUGAAAUUAGAGAUAAGGCAGGAAAUAUUAUUCCAUUUGUUACGGAUGUAGAAAUCACUAUGGAUUUGGUAUUGAAUGAUGAAACGAUUGAACCAGAAGAUUAUUCAGUGAAAAUUGAAAACAAUCAAAAUGGUACUUUCACAGUUUCCUAUAGACCAAAGAGAGCUGGAGUUCAUUAUGUCCUUGUCAAAUGCAACGAUGAAAAUAUUAGUCAGAAUCCAUUCAAAGUUGACAUUACAAACAUUCCAAGUGCUCCAAAUUCCAAACUCAAAUUUGUAUCUGUGAAAAAUUUACCAAAUUUAGUAGAAACAGAAAUGGAUUUGAAUGUUUUAGAUUCAUUAGGAAAGAGGGCCGCAAGCAAGAAUUGCAAAUUAACAGCUCUCGUUGAAGAUGAAGACGGCAAUUUGAUACCAGCAAUGAUCGUACAAACCAAAGAUGACAAAUUGAAAGUCGUCUUUCAACCAAAAGGAAAAGCCACUUCUCUUCAAAAGUUUAAAACUCAAAUUCUUAUGGAUGGUGUUCCAGUUGGAGAAUCUGUCACAGUGGAACACAAACCAACACUCGCUCCAAAAUUAUGCAAAGUAUUUGGACCUGGUUUGAAUGGAGCUGAUCUUUUGAAUAAGGACACUGUUCCUGCCAUGUUAAAAAUCAAAGCUUUGAACACGGCCGAUCAACCAUUUGUUCAAAAUAAUUUACAACCUUUGAAGGCAUCUGCUAAAAAGUUGAAACGUCUCGCCAAGACCAUUUUCAAAGAACCUGAAUAUUUCAAAGAUUUAUUGAAUCCAAUCUUUGACCAUCAAUUUAGUGACGAUCAAGUGGUUGAUUCGAUUGAUUUAACAAAAUCGGUCGAUUUGGAUGAAGUGAGACCACAACUUGAAAAACACGUCAAAAAACAACCCUUCCGUGUGGUAGUGAAAAAUGAAAAAGACGACACUGAAGAACCCACACUUGUAUUUCACACAGCACCUUCUGAAUAUACUGUAUUCUAUCAUCCAACCAAAGCAGGACCAAUUUCAAUUUUAAUUCUUGACAAGACGUCGCAACAACAACUUCCUGUACAUGUUGCUGAAUCUCCUUAUCACACCUUUGUCACAGAAGGUAUUGAUCCAAUGAAAUGUCAAUUGAAAGGACCAGGUCUACUUAAAGCUUACAAAAAUAGACCCACUUUUAUUACUUUAUUGCCAAGAGAUAUUCAUGAUCAUCCAUGUGGUGUGGGUGGACAUGAAUUUAGUGUCAUGUUAUGUGAUGAAAGUCAGAAUCCAAUUCCUUCACCACUCACUAUUGUGGAUCUUGGAAAUGGAAAUUAUGAUGUGAAAUUUAUUCCACCUAAAGCAGGAAAGCAUUUUAUUUCUGUGAAAUGUGACGGACAAGAAAUUAAGGAUUCUCCAAUUCCAAUCUUUGUAAGAGAUGAUCAAUAUGCUCCAGAUCCAAAGUAUUGUCAAGUUUACAAAAAUCCUGAAAAGAUAAAGACAACCAAACCACGUCACUUCUUUGUUCAAAUGAAAGAUAAGAACAACGAACCCAUCAAAUCUGGAGGAGAUCCUCUUAAGGCAGUUCUUAAAACCCAUGAUGGAAAAUUUGUUGAAAAUCUACCAGUUUAUGAUCCAAAUACUGGAAAAUAUAAGGUUGACCUUUCUCCAAAACGACCUGGAAAGUAUGUGGUGGUUUGUUCACUUGGAGAUGAAGAUGAUGGUGGUGAACAAAUUUCUGGAUCUCCAUUCAAUUUGACAGUAACUCCUGGAUUUGCUCCAUUAAACUCUGAAAUUGGAGAAUGGGAGUAUGACAUUUACACUGCUCAAGAAAAUGAAGUUGAGGAUUUAAUGGUGAAAGUUAAAACUCCAUCUGGCAAAACAAUUUAUCCAACCAUUACCAAGUAUCCAAAAUCAACAGCAGAAGAUGAGAGUAAUCGACCUCAGGAAGAUGAAGCUGCUGUGGAUGAUGAAUUUUCUAAGGGUGAUCGAUUCAAGUUGAGUAUUCAGACAAAGGAUGUUGAAAAGGGUGACUACUUGAUUUAUGCCACUAUUUGUGGAUAUCCUGUCAGAGGAUCUCCUUUCAAACAGACCUUUGACGUCAAAGUAUUGUCUCAAUAA